Molecule: messenger RNA, 1122 nt
Organism: Dujonia railenensis
Lineage: Eukaryota; Fungi; Ascomycota; Pichiomycetes; Serinales; Debaryomycetaceae
Source: the annotation of a GenBank genome assembly
AUGAGUAACAUUCAGGACAUUACAUCUUUAUCAGACAUAUUAAAUACGUCUCCAAGAGAACCGAAGGAUGAGAUAAACGUACCCAAUAGGUCUACUAGUCCAGGUGCAGGUCCACUUGAACUGAAUAGAGAUGCUGCAUUGAACGCCCACACCCAAGUUGAAGAACUAAUUGCAUUACAGGAGGAAAAAUCUGCGCUUACAGUGAAUAAAGACGAUUUGAUAAAGAAGAGAGAAAGCAUUAAAGACGAAAUUGAGCAAUUGAGGUUGAAAACAAAGACAUUGUUGGACCAGAGGAAGCACAGACAAGCACAGCGAAAGUUAGAUAUGCUAGAGGAAGACAAGCUGACAGGAAAAGGCAAUGAAAAAGCGCUCCCCACACCAGUUGUUGAAGUAUCCUCGGAGGAUAGUGAUGACAAGGAUAUAUUUCGAAGGUUAAACGUUUUGCCAUCAGACAAUUGGGAUGAUAGGUUGAAAUUCUCAAAAAUGUUUUACGAGCAUAUAUCUUUGACAAAUGCAACCGUUCAAGAAGGCGAUGAGGGUACCCGAGAGAUAAGUUUUACAGUUAGAUCUGAGAAUUUUUCUGUUUUCAUCCGAAUCAUCAUUCAGAAGCUUGACAAUUCUCUAGUAUCUAUCUCUUUGCCGAAUAGCAAUGAGUUGACUACGAUAUCACUCCUAUCUCUCUCAUUCUACAGUGUUCUUGUAAAGAAUUAUAUACCGCAAAGGAAGAUAAACUUAUUAAUAUAUAGCUUGAAUUCUUUGGCAGAAUUAGUUUCCAAAAGACUACAGACUAUGACAGAGUUGGUGAGACUAUACCCACUGAUUGUUGAUACCCCAUCUCCUCAAAGAGGUACAAACUCCCUCACAUUCAAAGUGAAUGAUGUGAGUAGCAUGGUAUUUGUAUGGAAUAUCUUGUUGGAAGAUUCGAUUACAGGUGAGGUUGAAACGGAACUCAAAUUGCUUACAAUUAAGCAUGAUCCUAUUCAAAGCACUACUUCUGAAGUAGGUUCGGAUGUUAUAGUGCAUUUGUCAAAUGAAACAGACGUCCUUACGGCAAUAUGUGUAUAUUUAAAAAAUACCUACCAGAUAGGAAUGGAAGAAGUCAGUAUAGGUUUAGCUAAAUAA